AUGAGUCGCUUCGGAAGACCGCCUCUGCACGCCGGCAUCAACAGCGGCUACUGCGGCUGCCUCGUCGUCAUCAAGAACGAGCCCAAGUACCUGCCCCUCACACACGUCAGCGCCCACGCCACGCUGCUCGCCUCCACGUCGCGCACCACCCUCACCCAGACCUUCAAGAACCCAACCGCGCACAAUCUCACCGAGUCGCGCUACGUCUUCCCGCUCUUUGAUGGCGUCUCCAUCGUCGCCUUUACCUGCACCGUCGGGAGCACCGUUAUCCGCGGCGUCGUCAAGUCCAGGCCCGACGCCACCAAGGCCUUUGUCGCCGCCGUCGCCCGCGGCGAGCAGGCCGGCCUGCUCGAGCAGUCCGGCCGCGCCUCCGACGUCUUCACCACCACGCUCGGCAAUGUCGGCCCCGGCCAGGAGGCCAAGGUCGAGAUUGUCUUUCUCGGCGAGCUCAAGCACGACGCCGAGGUCGACGGGCUUCGGUACACGCUGCCCACCCACAUUGCGCCGCGCUACGCCGAGGACCUGCUCGUGCCGCUCCCCGCGCACCGGUCCAACGUGCUGACCGCCGCGGCGUCCUUGACCGUCACCGUCGACGUCGACCUGGCGACCGGCGCCACCAUCCGGAGCGUGCAGUCCCCGUCGCACCCCAUCGCCGUCCGCAUCGGCACCACCUCGACACACCCCGACGUCGAGCCCUCGCUGCAGCACGCCUCGGCCAGCCUCACGCGCGCCGACGUCGCGCUCGACAGGGACUUUGUCGUGCACGUCUGCGCCAAGGGGCUCGGGGACCCGUCCGCCGUCCUCGAGACGCACGCCACGCUCCCGGAGCGCCGCGCGCUCAUGGCCACGCUCGUGCCGCGCUUCCCGCUCGCCGUCGAGACGCCCGAGGUCGUCUUCAUCUGCGACCGCAGCGGCAGCAUGGACACGGGCACGCGCCUGCCCAACCUCGUCGCCGCGCUGCACAUCUUCCUCAAGUCGCUGCCCGUCGGCGUGCUCUUCAACGUGUGCAGCUUCGGCUCCUCGCACUCGUUCCUCUGGCCCAAGUCCCAGCCGUACAACCAGGCCACGCUCGACGCCGCCGCCGCGCACGUCGCCGCCUUUGCGGCCAACUUUGGCGGAACCCGCAUCCGCGAGCCCAUAAAGGCCACCUUUGCCCAGCGCGACCCCGCGCGCAACCUCGAGGUCUUUCUCAUGACCGACGGCGAGACCUGGGACGAGGAUGCCACGUUUGCGGCUGUGAACCGCGCUGUCGACGAGGCAAAAGGCGCCAUCCGGCUGUUUGCGCUCGGCAUCGGCGCCGAUGCCAGCCACUCGCUGAUCGAGGGCGUGGCGCGUGCGGGGCGCGGCUUUGCGCAGUCGGUCGGCGAGGACGAAAAUAUGACUAAGAAGGUGGUGCGCAUGCUCAAGGGCGCGCUGACGCCGCAUGUGAAUGACUACAGCCUGGAGAUCAAGUACGAAAAGGGCGACGACGACGAGUUUGAGCUGGUGGAAAAGGUCAGCGCGUGCGCCGUCGUGGACAGCGGCGAGCAGCCCGCCGCCGCCAAGAAGCCAGCGGCGCCCAUCUCCCUCCACGACGCAUCUGUCAAAGACCAAGACCUGGAGAUGCCCGACGUCCAGGCGCUCCCGCUGCCCACUUUGCCCACGCCUGCGUAUCUGCAAGCGCCAUACACCAUCCCGCCGCUGUUCCCGUUCAGCCGCACCACCGUCUACGUGCUGCUCUCCGCCGCGCACGCGCACCGGACGCCCGCCUCCGUCAUCCUGCGCGGCACCGCGCCGCAGGGGCCCCUCGUGCUCGAAAUCCCCAUCACCGCCCUCUCCGGCAAGGGCACCACGGUGCACCAGCUCGCCGCGCGCAAGGCCGUGCAGGAUCUCGAAGAGGGCCGCGGCUGGAUCUACGACGCCACGCUGCCCAACGGCACGCCCCUCCGGGAAGCGUACGCCAUGCGCAUCAAGGACGUGGCGCGCGACGCCGCCGUCCAGCUCGGCGUCGAGUAUCAGGUUGCAGGCAAGUGGUGCUCGUUUGUCGCCGUCAAAAAGGUCGGUGAUGAGGCGGAUGAGGACCUCGACGUGGUGCUGGUGGACGCGAGCGACGCCGACGACGCGACGGUCACGCGACGCGCCUCCGGUCGCGCGCGCGGGCCAAUGUGCCGCAAGAUGGCAGCGGCGCCGGCGCCGCCUGCACCUGCGGUGACGGCGGCUAGUUUCGGCGGUGCUAGCUCGUUUGCGUUUGGCGCUGCGUCGACCAGCGCGUCGUUCGGCCUCGGCAGCCCGCAGAGCGCGUGUCUUAUGUCGGCGCCUGCUUUCGGUAGCGCCGGUGCUGGAUCCUCGUCUGCGUUUGGGGCGUCCUCUUCUGGUGGCCUGUUUGGCAGCGCGCAGCCUGCUAAUUCGGCCGGGCUUUCCGACGAUGCGUCGGAGUGCCUGCCAUCGUCGCCCGGCGGCCCGUCGUUAUUCGCAUCGCCCGUGACCAAAGCCGCGGUAUCAGUCAACCUAUUCGGCCGCCCUGCACCCGCACCGAGCAGCCAGCCGGCGUUUGGUCAGCAGCAGCCCAGCUCCCCCAAGCAGACGCCGCUCGAAGCCGUCAUCGCGCUGCAGACGUUUAGCGGCAGCUGGACGUGGUCGGGGGAACUGACGCGGCUGCUCGGCGUGACGGAAGCGGCGGCCGUGCAUCUCGGCGUGGUGGCGGAGGCGACGGCGACGCUGUGCGCGGUCGCGUACUUGCAAAAGACGCUGCCAGACGAGGAGGAGGUGUGGGAGCUCGUGGUGGACAAGGCGCGCGGGUGGCUGACGGCGACGCUGGGCGUGGCCGAGGAGGAGGUCAGGGUGCUGGAGGGCAAGGCGCGCGAACUGGUUUGA
Molecule: messenger RNA, 2853 nt
Organism: Cordyceps militaris CM01
Lineage: Eukaryota; Fungi; Ascomycota; Sordariomycetes; Hypocreales; Cordycipitaceae
Product: von Willebrand domain containing protein
Exons: 1
Coding region: 1-2853 (950 amino acids)
Source: RefSeq, a predicted model, not a curated record